Messenger RNA from Vespa crabro (European hornet), 546 nucleotides. RefSeq lists its product as uncharacterized. NCBI's taxonomy places the organism in Eukaryota, Metazoa, Arthropoda, Insecta, Hymenoptera, Vespidae. The transcript has 2 exons. The record is from RefSeq and is a predicted model, not a curated record. The coding region runs from base 1 to 546 and encodes 181 amino acids.
AUGCGGAAAACUGAAAUAUUUGCAAAAUACUUCGGUCAACUUAUAAACUUUCCUGAACCGAAACAUAAAUUGGAAUUCUCUGAAACAACUGAAAAUCUGGAAGAAGAUAUACCACCUAAUGCUGAAAAAAUUAAGGAAGCAAUUAAAAAUCUAAAAAAUAAUAGAGGUAGUGGGGAAUACUCUAUAACAGCUGAAUUUUUGAAUUGGUCUCUGUCAAAAAUCAUUAAAGAGCUGAAGAUAAUCUUCGAAGACAUUUGGAGAACAGGGAGGUUUCCAGAAGAGUGGAAAGUAGCACUAAUUCCCCCAUUACAUAAAAAAGGGGAAAAACUGAACUGUGAUAAUUAUAUCUUCUGCAAACUGCAUUCAAGAUGCAAGACUCCGAGUGUCGAAUCGAUAUUUCAAAUGCUCACUUACCUCUUGGGAAGACAAUCCAAGCUGAUGGUGGAGACUUAUUUCCAGAUAUUUGGGGGUCCUCUGAUUCAAAAUCUGAAGGUCCAGUGGGGGUAUCCACCUUCUAGAGAGCUGCAGGGGAAUCAGGCGGUAUGA